AUGGCGACGUUGAAUACGGUCUCGGUUUUAUAUCUCGUUCUAUCAAUUAUUCUAGUUUUCGAGGCGAUUACGAUAAGCAUGAAGGAUGUUUCACACCCAAAAAAUAGCACGGAUGAUGUUUCAUAUCAAAAAGUUAGCACGAAGGAUGUUUCUUACAAAAAAAACAGCACGGAGAAUAUUAUAAGCUAUGGUGCUAUGCGUGCGAAUCAUGCAUGGGGAUGCUCUCCAAAGUACCCUCAGUUUUGUAAUAAAACUGAGGCAAAUCCAUAUACGAAAGUUUGA
Messenger RNA from Eruca vesicaria subsp. sativa (arugula), 282 nucleotides. The record is from the annotation of a GenBank genome assembly. Lineage: Eukaryota; Viridiplantae; Streptophyta; Magnoliopsida; Brassicales; Brassicaceae.